UCAAACUUAAUUGUGUCAAUUGUCAAGUUAUUAAAGCGAAAUGCUAUUUAAGUGUACUUACAUGUGCUAAAUUCGUAAAUGAAGAAUAAUUUCGUAACGAAAUCAUACAUUACUCAAUAAAUUAUAGUAUGAACCAUAAUGAAUUGUAAAACAAUUGAGUACCAUUAAAUAUUUGUGUUGUACUCGGUAGCGUAACUACGGUUCUCGUCUCACCGCAUCUCUUAUUUACACCGUAAAUGUGUACAUCUUUCAUUUGUUAUUCUUCUAGAUCUUAAAUUAUUAUAUUCAAUCGUAAUUUCUCACGUUAUAACGGCAUAUCAAAACUAAAUCAUGUCGAUGCCACAUAGUAGCUCGAGCACUACGAGUUCAAGCACAAAACGUAAAGAAAUAUACAAAUAUCAAGCACAAUGGCCUCUGUACUCCAUGAAUUGGUCAGUUCGUCCGGACAAAAGGUUCCGUUUGGCUCUGGGCAGUUUUGUGGAAGAGUAUAAUAAUAAGGUACAAAUCAUAUCAUUGGAUGAGGAGACGAGUGAGUUCAGUGCUAAGAGCACAUUCGACCAUCCUUAUCCAACCACAAAAAUUAUGUGGAUUCCGGACAGCAAGGGGGUGUAUCCUGAUCUUCUGGCUACUAGUGGGGACUACCUCCGCAUCUGGCGUGCCGGUGAACCGUACACAUUGUUCGAGUGUGUUUUGAAUAAUAACAAGAACUCAGACUUUUGUGCCCCUCUCACAUCUUUUGAUUGGAAUGAAGUCGACCCAAAUUUGAUUGGUACAAGUAGUAUCGACACCACUUGCACCAUCUGGGGCUUGGAGACGGGACAGGUGAUGGGGAGAGUCAAUGAGGUCUCUGGACAUGUGAAGACUCAACUGAUUGCUCAUGAUAAGGAGGUGUACGACAUAGCGUUCAGUCGCGCGGGAGGAGGCCGCGACAUGUUCGCCUCGGUGGGAGCGGACGGCUCUGUUCGCAUGUUUGACCUGAGACACCUUGAACAUUCCACCAUUAUAUAUGAGGAUCCGCAACACACGCCGCUGCUCCGGCUGGCGUGGAACAAGCAGGACCCCAACUACUUGGCCACUAUAGCGAUGGACGCGUGUGAAGUCAUCAUACUUGACGUGAGGGUUCCUUGCACGCCGGUCGCCAGGCUCAACAACCACAGAGCCUGUGUUAACGGCAUCGCUUGGGCUCCGCACAGUUCGUGCCACAUCUGCACGGCGGGCGACGACCACCAGGCGCUGAUCUGGGACAUCCAGCAGAUGCCGCGCGCCAUCGAGGACCCCAUCCUGGCGUACACCGCCGCCGAGGGUGAGGUCAACCAGAUCCAGUGGGGCGCCACCCAGCCCGACUGGAUCGCCAUAUGCUAUAACAGACACACCGAAAUAUUACGCGUCUGAGAUUAUCCCCCUCGGAUGAGCCGCGUCCGACUUUACCCCUCUCCGAAGUUGCCUUGUGAUUCUGACUUAACGAUCGUGAUAGCUGUUAUCAGGCUAGCUGUUGGCUCGUUAAUCAUAUUAUAACGAUGUACCUGUGAUCUACAUCGCUCUCAUUUCUCGCCAGCCUAAUCAUUCGUUAACAUUUAGCAGGACACGCGCCGCAUAUGAUGCGGGUCUGUGUGUCCUGUGACGUCACUCUCGUAUGUGCAUGCAUUAUUCUCAUACACUGUAACUGUGAUUCUCGCGUGUCCAGCUGCCGGGAGCGAGGUGAACCAGAUCCAGUGGGGCGCCACGCAGCCCGACUGGAUCGCGAUAUGCUAUAACAGACACACCGAGAUACUGCGAGUUUAGAUCUGUAGAGAGUAAACAUACUCCACCACUGACACCACCCACCUGAACCUCGGUACACCACACCACAGACUAAAAGUGACCCGUUUGGCUUCAUCAGAUAUAUUAAUUAUACAGUUUUUAUUCUAUUUGGUAAAUUAAAUAACAUUCUCCUGUAACAUCUAUUUUUAAGUGGUUUCUGAUGGAAUAAGUAUCUUUUUGUUGCUUAAAAUUUAAAUCGAAUCCUUAUAUAGGGAAACCGUUGAGCUUCUCGGUGAAGAUGACAUGUGUAUGAAUCCACUGGUUGUAGUGAUUCAGUAUUACAAAUUAUAAAACAGUAAAAUCUUGAAACUAAGACUGAUAUGAAGAUGAUGACCGACCACUGACCACUGACCACCGACCACCAGCACACUCCCUUCACAACUGUAACACAUGCCCUAUUUACAUUUAUGUAGUGUUCCCCGACCUGCAUUUAAGCCCAGAAGCUUUCAAUAGAUAAUAACAUCCCCAAGUUUGUAGGACUGUUAGCCGUCUGCUGUAGAUGAUGUUUGUGUUAUAGAUUAGCCAAUACAUGUAUUGUUUUAUGUGUAACGAGCAUUUACAUUGGAAAUAAUAAAUCUUGGCUCACUGCUGUCACAUCAGAAUUUGGUUAGGAAUUUUAUUAUAUGAUAAUAUAAAAAUUAUGUGAGAACUCACUAUUGGUACUGUUUAGACAAUUAGUGUGAUGCAUUGACUCUGCAUUUACUACGGUAAAAUAAUUUGAAUGAUGUGCUGUGAUCUCGACAUUUAUUGGACUAAUUUCAAUUCGUGAGAUAUAUGUUAUUAGGUUUGAAUAUUUACUGUAAGGACUAUAAUAGUAAUUAAUUUAUACAAAGUAGUGAUUAAGUUUUCUUAAUUAAUAAAAACAUGUCAAUA
Messenger RNA from Danaus plexippus (monarch butterfly), 2673 nucleotides. It is a transcript of the gene wap, whose product is annotated as DDB1- and CUL4-associated factor 7. The record is from RefSeq and is a predicted model, not a curated record. The coding region runs from base 331 to 1392 and encodes 353 amino acids. The transcript is spliced from 7 exons. Gene Ontology annotation, molecular function: protein binding. Lineage: Eukaryota; Metazoa; Arthropoda; Insecta; Lepidoptera; Nymphalidae. Gene Ontology annotation, cellular component: nucleus.